AUGGGUGAUUGGCACUUAGGGGCACUCCCCAGUGCCUGGCACAUUGGCAGUUGUGCCAGAAAAAGGCCCGAUCUCAACCCUCCCACAACUCGGCAGCGUUCAGGAGGAAUUGCAGCGGCCAAACUCAUCAUCGCCCUGCUGCGGCCGACCUGCCCGCGAUCCUCUCCUGAUGUCUCCAGGCUGGAAAUUCUUUACCAUUACCCAAUGUCUGAAGCAUCUCAGAAACUUAAAAGCGUAAGAGGAAUAUUUCUAACCCUCUGUGACAUGCUGGAAAAUGUAACUGGGACACAUGUUACCAGCUCAUCACUCUCCUUAAAUGAAAAACUUGUGCAUGUGGCAUACUGGAAGGAAGAUGACAAAUUGUUAUUAAUUGGACUUCCUGCUGAAGACGUCCCUCUGCCUCAGCUAAGGAAUAUGAUAGAAGAUGUUGCCCGAACCUUAAAGUUCAUGUAUGGUUCCCUGAUCAGCGCCUUCUGCCAGCCAGACAACAGCCCUCAGCUGCACCAUUUUUUCAACUUGUUCUUCCAAAGAGCCCUUCAGCCCGAAAUGCUGUACCGCCGGCGCGGCACUCCAUCCCGUGAUGCCUCUGGCUCCCUGCUCCUCGACACUCUGCCUGGGGUCCAGUGGCUCCCGCUUCCACCAGAAACCCAGAUGGUGAUCGACAUGGCAUUAAGUGAUUUAGAGGCAGCAGACUUUGCAGAACUGUCUGAAGAUUACUACGACAUGAGGCGUCUGUAUACAAUACUGGGAUCUUCUCUAUUUUAUAAGGGUUACUUGGUUUGUAACCAUUUGCCAAAGGAUGACCUGAUUGACAUCGCUGUGUAUUGUCGUCAUUAUUGCCUGCUCCCGUUGGUUUCAGAACAAAGGAUUGCUCACUUGGUCAUAUGGAGGGAAGUGUUCCCAAGACACCAUCUGCAGCCCACUUCUGAACCAAAUACUGAAGCCUUUCGGGAACCAGAGGGAAGAUAUUUCCUAUUAAUCGUAGGUUUGAAACACUCUUUGCUGUGCGUGCUGCUGGAGGCUGGAGGCUGUGCUUCGGAGGCCGCGGGGCAUCCAGGACCCGACUGCAUCUACGUGGACCAGGUCAAAGCCAUUCUGCUUCAGCUGGAGGGAGUAGAGAGCCGCCUGGACGAGAGGCUGGCCUCGUCCUCCGGCCCCUGUUUGUCUUGUGCCGACUGGUUCCUUCCCGCUGGGCGAGAUAAAGUGGACGGCUUGACCUCGUCCCCUCUCCUCAGCAAGCUCCAGCACACGCCCAGGUCCCUCCCCUCCCCUUCUAGCAGAAGAAGGCUGUUCAGUGACUACUCUCUGAGGACACGUAAGCUCAGCCCUUCCAGAAGCAGCGGGGGCCCUGACGGUGGCACCGAAGGCCCCGGAGAAGGGGCUGGCCCCGGCCCCCCCACAGCCCCAGAGCCGCUCCACAAGCAGGGAGCCAAGGAGGCUCCGAGUCCCGGAGGUCCCCAGACGAUAGGCACCCUAGUAAACGCCACUAAAAAGAAAGCUACCCUCCCAAAUCCUUUUCAUUUAGGAAGGCUAAAAAAGGACCUUUCCGAAAAAGAAAUGGAACUAUUCGAUGCCAUAAAGUUGACAUCUGGCACUGAGAACACACUUUUUCACUAUGUUGCCUUAGAAACAGUGCAAGGAAUCUUUGUCACUCCAACUCAUGAAGAGGUGGCUCAGCUCGGUGGUUCUGUCCACCCUCAGCUAAUAAAGAACUUUCAUCGUUGUUGUCUUUCUAUUCGUACAAUCUUCCAGCAGUCCUUAAUGCAUGAGGUAAGUUCUUGA
This is a messenger RNA of Gracilinanus agilis (Agile Gracile Mouse Opossum), 1782 nucleotides long. Its product is annotated as protein inturned-like. The coding region runs from base 1 to 1782 and encodes 593 amino acids. NCBI's taxonomy places the organism in Eukaryota, Metazoa, Chordata, Mammalia, Didelphimorphia, Didelphidae. Gene Ontology annotation, cellular component: cytoplasm; cilium. The transcript has 13 exons. Gene Ontology annotation, biological process: nervous system development; vesicle-mediated transport; cilium assembly. The record is from RefSeq and is a predicted model, not a curated record.